Panicum virgatum (switchgrass) is the source of this 1013-nucleotide messenger RNA. Its product is annotated as zinc finger protein 579-like. The transcript has a single exon. NCBI's taxonomy places the organism in Eukaryota, Viridiplantae, Streptophyta, Magnoliopsida, Poales, Poaceae. The coding region runs from base 254 to 760 and encodes 168 amino acids. The record is from RefSeq and is a predicted model, not a curated record.
CCAAAGCCCCAACUGCCACGCUCCCCCGACACCCAACUCGCUGGCUGGCUCCCGCCCGCGCCCGCGGAAGCUUCCCCAGGCCCCCGCCUUAUAAAGGACCACGCGCCCGCACGCCCACGCCGCACCACCACCACGAGCGCACGCCGCACGCGCGCCCCACUUCUCGCUCUCUUCAUCCGCCGCCGCGCCGCGCUCCGCUCGUGUCCGCGCGCACGUGUGCAGUCGCGCUCGGUCGGCGGCCGGCUAGCUAGCCAUGGCGACGGGCAGGUCGAGGGAGGCGGCGGGCCCCGCGCGGUGCCGGCGGCACCCGAAGCACCGGCACGCGGCGGGCGUGUGCCCGUUCUGCCUGCGGGACCGCCUGUCGCGCCUCUCCGCCGCCGCCGCCUCCGGCCCCGCGCGCUCCGGCGCCACCGCGUCCGCGUCGCCGUCGUCGGCAUCCUCCCCGUGCUCAUCGUGGGAGGAGACCGUCGCGCCGUCGUCAGCCCAGGCCCCGCGGCCGCGCCGCGGGAGCCUGGGCCUGCUGCUGCGGCAGGAGGGCCGGGAGGCGGCGGCGCUGGCCGCGGGCCGCCGCGCGGAGCAGGAGCAGGAGCAGCAGCAGGACGAGAGGACGGCCAGGAGGGGCGGCAACUUCUGGGCGCGGCUGCAGCAGCAGCUCCACCACGGGGGCUGGCACCGGAAGGACGGGUGCUCAGCGGCCGCGGAGAAGCAGGGCGCCCCCGCCCCCGCCGCCGCGCCGCACAGGCGGGCGCCGGUGGUCUGACGAAGGCGACGACGAAUCGGAGACCGUGCCGGUGGACGAGCGCGUCGAGCUGUGUUCGGUUGUGUGCUGUUCGCCUGUUCCUGUGUGUUACGCUGUUGGUUAUCUCGCAACCCUCCCCUUCGGUUUCUCUUCUUCCUGUCCUGUGAUCUGCUGGCCGAGUGGCGGCGCAUGGCGGGCCUAAUGGCUCGCCCAUUUUGUAAACAUCUCCAAAAACGAAGCUCGCACUCGGCUCAUUCGUGUUCUUCCGCCACCA